Messenger RNA from Sphaerodactylus townsendi, 7064 nucleotides. It is a transcript of the gene SLC9A6, whose product is annotated as solute carrier family 9 member A6. NCBI's taxonomy places the organism in Eukaryota, Metazoa, Chordata, Lepidosauria, Squamata, Sphaerodactylidae. Gene Ontology annotation, molecular function: sodium:proton antiporter activity. The coding region runs from base 61 to 2169 and encodes 702 amino acids. Gene Ontology annotation, cellular component: recycling endosome; membrane. Gene Ontology annotation, biological process: proton transmembrane transport; regulation of pH; sodium ion transport. The record is from RefSeq and is a predicted model, not a curated record. The transcript is spliced from 16 exons.
CCUCCUCCAGUUCCAGCCCCAGCCCUGGCUAGAGAGGAGGAGUGAGCGGCUGCCAAAGCCAUGGCCAUCCGGACCCAGCUGGGACGAUGCUGGGGAGCCGGGCCGGGGAGCCCCGAGGCCCCCCUGGCACGGCUUUUGGGGCUGCUGCUGCUGGCGAUGGCAGGGCUGGACACCCGGGCCGGGGCAGACCCCCCCGCGUUGGCCAGCCGGCCCGUGGCCCUGGAAGAGGAGAUCGUGUCCGAGAAGGCGGCCGAAGCAAGCCAUCGCCAAGACAGCGCCAACCUGCUCAUCUUCAUCCUCCUGCUGACCCUCACCAUCCUCACGAUCUGGCUCUUCAAGCACCGCCGGGCGCGCUUCCUCCACGAGACCGGACUGGCGAUGAUCUAUGGUGUCCUAGUGGGCGUCGUCCUUCGUUAUGGUAUCCACGUUCCCAGUGAUGUUAACAAUGACACCUUAAAAUGCCAAGUGCAGACAAGCCCUGCCACUCUGCUCCUCAACAUCAGUGGAAAAUACUACGAAUAUACCCUCAAGGGGGAAAUCAGCCCCCAUGAACUGAAUAAUGUUCAGGAUAAUGAAAUGCUCAGAAAGGUGACAUUUGAUCCCGAAGUGUUUUUCAACAUCUUACUUCCACCAAUCAUAUUUUAUGCAGGAUACAGCUUGAAAAGGAGGCAUUUUUUCCGCAACCUUGGAUCCAUCCUAGCAUAUGCAUUCCUAGGAACAGCAAUUUCCUGUUUUGCGAUAGGAUCCAUCAUGUAUGGUUGUGUUGCUCUGAUGAAAGUUACAGGACAGCUUGGGGGAGAUUUCUACUUCACUGAUUGUCUCUUGUUUGGUGCCAUCGCUUCAGCUACUGAUCCAGUGACUGUGCUUGCCAUAUUCCAUGAGCUUCAAGUUGAUGUUGAGUUGUAUGCCCUCCUCUUUGGUGAAAGUGUUCUCAACGAUGCAGUUGCCAUUGUUCUGUCUUCUUCAAUUGUAGCUUACCAACCAGCAGGUGACAACAGCCACACUUUUGACCUCACAGCAAUGUUCAAGUCCAUUGGGAUUUUCCUGGGGAUAUUCAGUGGAUCAUUUGCUAUGGGAGCCGCCACGGGAGUUGUCACUGCUUUGGUCACUAAGUUCACUAAACUCCGUGAGUUCCAGCUUUUGGAAACUGGCUUGUUCUUCCUGAUGUCUUGGAGCACCUUUCUGUUAGCUGAAGCUUGUGGCUUUACCGGUGUUGUAGCAGUUCUGUUUUGUGGCAUUACUCAAGCGCACUACACAUACAACAACUUGUCCACCGAAUCUCAGCACAGAACUAAGCAGUUAUUUGAGCUUCUCAACUUCUUGGCUGAAAACUUCAUCUUCUCCUACAUGGGUCUUACGCUGUUCACCUUCCAGAAUCAUGUGUUUAAUCCGACAUUCAUAGUGGGAGCUUUUCUGGCUGUGUUCUUGGGAAGAGCUGCAAACAUUUAUCCCCUAUCUUUCCUCCUCAAUUUGGGAAGAAGAAACAAGAUUGGGACAAAUUUUCAGCAUAUGAUGAUGUUUGCCGGCCUGCGUGGUGCCAUGGCUUUCGCCUUGGCCAUUCGGGAUACGGCCACCUAUGCGCGGCAGAUGAUGUUCAGCACUACGCUUCUGAUCGUGUUUUUCACUGUCUGGGUAUUUGGUGGUGGCACCACAGCCAUGCUCUCGUGCCUGCAUAUUAGGGUUGGUGUAGAUGCAGAUCAGGAGAACUUGGGUGUGCCAGAAAAUGAAAGGAGAAGUACAAAAGCAGAAAGUGCCUGGCUGUUCAGAUUAUGGUACAAUUUUGAUCAUAACUACUUGAAACCUCUCCUUACACAUAGCGGCCCUCCUCUUACAACUACACUCCCAAGUUGCUGUGGGCCUAUUGCACGGUGCUUGACAAGCCCGCAAGCUUAUGAGAAUCAAGAGCAGCUGAAGGAUGAUGAUUCAGAUCUUAUUUUGAAUGAUGGAGAUAUCAGCUUGACAUACGGGGAUUCCACCGUGAACACAGAUUCCCUGACAUCUGGUACAUCUAGAAGAGCGGCAGGAAAUGGCUCCGAGGAUGCUCUGGACCAGGAGCUUGGUUUUGGGGAUCAUGAACUUGUCAUACGGGGUACACGCUUAGUUCUCCCAAUGGAUGACUCCGAGCCUCCUUCAAAUGUAGUAGAUAAUGCAAGACAUGGCCCAGCAUAAGAUCGCUGCUGGAUUUGACUCGCAGUCAAAAAAAAAUUCCAUGUAUGAUCAUGAAGAAAAAUGUACUACCUAUGACAAAAACCUACUGCAUGUCUCAGAAUGUCUAAGCUGUAUAAAUAUUAUUUAUUUAUAUGGUGUCAGGAGAAUAUAACUAUCCGUACGAGACGAUUUGUGAAGAGCAAGGUGUUAAUUCCUUAAGUUAAAAAAAACAAAACAAACUGCUCCUGGACAGCUCUGUGUAGGAUGGAACUGUUUCAGAACAUAAUUUUGUUGCGUAGAGAAGAAUUUUUUGUUUUAAAAAGAGUGGGAUGAAAUGUGUUGGGUAGCAAUCUUUUUAACUGUACAACAACAUUCUGCUUUGCUAUUGGCUUUCACAGUUCAACCCAAAGCUGAUGCUUAUCCAACAGUAGUGAGGAGGUCGGCAUUCUGUUGUUGGGCUUUUUUUGGCAGACCUCUUGCAGGUGGUAGAAAAGCAUUUAGCUACCCAAGAGAUCUGCUUCAGAGAAUGAAUGCUUUUGAUUCUUUAAGCACUCUUUACAAGAACUGCUGUAGAAUUCAGUGUAAUAGAACUUGUUGGCCUCUAUCUGACAUUUCUAAAACAACAGCCUUUACUUAUGGUCAGCUGACAGAAGCUGAAUUAGGACUGCAUUCAAGCUGUUGCUAGUCACUAGAUGAUGGUGUGUUGACAAGAGCAAUUUGCAGCUUCUUCCAACUCGAGUGGGAGAGGAGCACAACAUGGCCAAAGCAGAUACUUAAGAAGUCAGUUCUUGGAGUAUGUCGUUGCACUGAGAAGUGUUUUUGUUGUGUUUUGUUUUUUGUCUUAUUAAACAUUCAGUCUCACCUUGUCCGGUGUAGGAUCAAGGGCACGUUUCGAGCUACAAUACAGUUAGACCUUGCAGAAUACAGUUUCUCACAUAGAGGAACAGGCAGUGUUUCUAGAGCAGGUGAGAACAGCGUGAAGACAUUAUUGGGGUUAACUUCUAGCUCAGCAGGCUAUGCCUUUUAUUGUGUCAAAUUUUUCUUCUUAUUGCAUGGCUGCUAAGAAUACAGCUGAAGUUACUGGUCUGGUACAGUUCCACUUUACAUUAGGCAGUCUGGCACACACAAAGAAUUGAGACUCAAGGCAUUAAGUAUAUUAGGUGGUACUGAAAGAAUUGAGACUCAAGGCAUUAAGUAUAUUAGGUGGUACUGAAAGGGAGUUGUCUGUCCGUCCAUCCUGUAUAGUUGCACUUUUGUUUGGUAACUCCUUUGCAUGCUUGUGUGUCUAAAAAAACACCCUUGAUUUUUGUUCUUGCAUCUCUUUCCUAUUUAAUGAGAAAUGUUGGUAAGCUGCCUUUGUUUCUUUACCAGUUGUUACAAAAAAAAUUUGCCCGAGAAAGAGCACUGAACAAUUUACUGUUAUUGCACUUGAUAUAUUCAGCUUUGUUCUGCAGUUAUCUUUUUAAAAAAUGGUGUGGUGUGUGGUUUUGAGAAGCUGAGAAUUAUGAAUGUUUUGUUUUCUGCAUAGAAAACAGAUGCGGUAUGAAACCUUUACUGUGCACAAUUCCUCUAUUUUAUUUUUACUUUCAGACAUAGCCCCUGAUGGAUCUUCUUGUAAUCAGAGGUACCGUAGGGCUGUUACAGACUUAACAUUCAUUUCCUUGACAAGCAACAUACCACCCCACCUCACCCCCAAAAUGCAGAACCUAAUUGUGAUCUGAAGUUGUACAUCACAUUCGAGGUAUUUGAGAAGUUCUAGAACAGUUUCUUCAUUUGUGCUUUUGAUUCUUUGCAGGGCCUGUUCACAUGACUUUCCAAUGAGAAAUCUUGACCUAGUUAUGAAUGUUGAGUAUAAGCACACCUUUCUCUUCCAAUGAGGAGAAAGUAACUGUUGAAUUGGACGUUAGUGUCUUGGUCUGAAUGAAGGAUCUCGUCUCCAUGAUAAUUUACAUACUUUCUGGGGCUGACGGAUUUGAAUAAAUAUGCUGUGUGGCCUAGUUUGUGCAUUACUUUCUCUUCACGGUUGGGCCACAGGGGAGUUUGAGAUCUGUACCAAGUUCGAUUUCUUCCUAGGAAGGAGCAAAUGAACAGAGCCAACAUUUCUCACUUUUUAAAGAAGGAGGCUUUGCUUUCAUUUGCCUUUGGGCAAUUGGACCCAGUAUUUCCUGUGCUACCCCAGGACUAGAGGAAUACUCAUGCAAAAGUUACUAGCAGGUGGUAUGAUAUUACAGUCAAGAAAAUGGAUGACAUUCUUUUUUGUUUUAAGUUUUAUGUUCUCAGGUCUGGGUAACAUGCCUUAAGUAUACGUCAGUGCAAUGUCUGUUGUCCCCAGAAACAUACAUUCUCCUCUUCCUUGGUAAGAGCAUUACCAGUAAGCAUUUUAGGCACAACCAGCCAGGAUGCCUUUUGUGCAAGCCCCAAUGAAAUGAAGAGAAUUUCUCAAGGACAGCCUGAUUUUGUAGCUGUGUGGCUUGUGCCAGAAGUAGGACCUCCAUUGCACCUAAGAAAUGGCAGUUUUAAUUAUCAUAGAAGCUUCUUGUUGUUUAGUGCUGGUAUGUCUUUUCUUUUUUUUUUCCUGCUAUGCAGGAAUUUCAUGAAGAGGUGUGUGUUUGUCUGUGUGUGUUUUAUAUGAAGUCUGAAUCUUAACAUCAGAUGUUUAAAAAAAAGAAGCAUUUUCAUGGGUUGAGUUUUUUCUACAUCUUGUACAUUAAUGACUUCUUUUGUUCACCAACUUUUCAAAACAUGAGAAGACUGCUUUUUGUUUUUAAAACUUCAGAUGACUAAUAAACAGGUUUACAAAAGGCCCUCUGUAAAAUAUUGUCAAGUACACCUACUGUACCAAUCUGCUUCUAGGGAGAAGCUUCUAGGGGUUGGUCAUGCCUAACAUUUUAACUGAUAGGAGGAGGAUUUGCUUAUUUUUUCACUCCCGCUGAAAUCCUCUGACUCUUCCCUUAUGCUGUUGCUGGAAUUACCCUGUCCCCAGAGGCAAAAUUGUGGCGAGCAUUUGGUGUUGCGGUGGGAGAGCUGAGGUGAGAAAGUCACAUUCUGCUAAUAAAAAUCAUUAUGGGAAGGGUGAUUUUCAUUGAGAGUCAAACCAUUACCUUUCCCCACCCCUUUAAUCUGGAAGACUGCUUAUACUGAGUGGGUUCUUGAGCCCUGCUUGUACAAACAUCUUUGCAAUUAAAAAGAGAAGGCAGCAAUGUCAUGCAGAAUGCACAAUGUCAUGCCAUUUUCCCAGCAGGGUGAGUUUGAUCCUGGGAUGGACACUGGCCAUUUGACCCACUGGGAAACUUCCUGGGGAGGUACUGCUUUAAAGGGCCACUGGCACCAAGGAACAAGGAAAGCCAAGCCCCAGCAGCUACUCCAGUGCUUCACUUGGCUUGCACCUUUCUGCAAUUAUAGUGAUCAGAGAGCUCACCAGAUACCUUCUCCUAUCUAUACCAUUCACUAUCAGCAGUGGUGCAGGAAGAAAAUGCUAAGUUGACGCCAUUGGGUCUGUGUUGAGUGGAUCAUGCAGUACUGGAUCAUUGCACCCCACUCAAAUUGGCUUGUUCCUGGGCCGUUUAAAUUUCCUAGUCUACAUCUGUGUUAUGGUACUAUACUAGAUUUUCUGCAGAUGGAAGGCUUAGGGAUAUUCUGGAUGCAGAUAAACUUGGUACUGUGUCAAGUGCUCUGCUUUCUGCCUGGGGAGAGAUGGCCUACUCCCUUUAGUACUGAGUACAAAAACAUUCAUACAGACAGUGUCUCAGUGGUGUCUGCUUUGUCACUGGAAGUAGAAAUGAGACACUUAGAUGACCAAGUUGUUCAGUUAUAUGGCAAUUUGUUGAAGUACUGCAGUGCACAGGGAUAUAAAUUCUCUUGCACAGUGAUCACCUGCAACAGAUUGAGACUAAGGGGGAAACAUAGAUGUGCCAUUAGGUAGGCAGCGCUCAAUUAGAGGCUCUUCCCCAACAUAGUGGCAAUUGAAUGUACUUAAUUUCCUUAGGAGGAUUCCCUUUCUGACUUUGCUAACCUAAAGUCUGUCUCCAUUGUUUCUGUAGCUUAAUUAUGAAAAAAAAUGUAUAUAUGUAUGUGCCGUUGGAGUUGAUAAGGGAAUUCCUCAUACAUCCAUUUCCCCUGCACCAGACAGAACAUCUCUGCUAAACUGGAAUUCAAUUUUUGGUUACCUUCUUCCAUAAAAUAUUAAUACACUCCCAAUCUUUGUUUCAUACAUCACCUGUUUGGUAUGUUGAUGCCAACAUGCCACUGUAGUUCCAGAUCUUUCACGCCAAUAAUACAUUUUAUCUGUUUGUUGAAUUUAGAUUCUGUAGUCACAGUGGCUGUUUUGAUCCUCAGUUUUUAUUGCAUGUGAAUACUUUUUUAAAAAAGAGACUUUUAACAUUGUAACUAAAUAAUAAAGCCUAUGAAAUCACCGAGGGUUCAUCUGUGAUUUGCCAGAAAUGACUAACAAUGGUGUUUACUAAUUUCUUUGUUGUUGCAAUCUCAUGUUCCUUCUACUUCAUUUCCCCAAGGGGUCUGUGUAUCCACAGUUCUUAAUGACCUCAGAUUCAGCUUUGGGAACCUAUUACCUCUUAAGGCCAGGCAUAACAGCCCUUCUAGGCAGCCUUUGCCUCAGGGGCAUAUUCUUGAUUUAGAUUUAGAAAGGUCUUCUCCUUUAAAAAGUCUGUUCUAUAAGUCAAACUGACCUUUCCCCCUCCCCUGGAUCAAAAGAUUCAAGACAAGUACUCGUUUACUCUAAAUACUGUUGGAAUUGUCUGUUUUUAUGGUAUUAACUGCUAUAGUUGUGGUGUUUUUGUGAUUAUAUUCUUAAUAAGCAUAAUUGCACCUACUUUUUGUUCAUAAUGACCCCAUCUUUUAUUGUUACUUGCACUGUGAAAAAAAAGAAUCAUGGGCCUAUAAAAACAAGUUUGUUUCUU